AUGGACGGAACAGUUUGUGAUGAAAAUGGGGGUGACUGUGUAAGAGAAGGCGGUGGGGGAUGUCAUGUGAGGCUAGUAAGUACAGUAGAGAUUGCACCAACACCAAUGCCCGAGAUGAAUGCUGUGAAGUGGAAGGAAUUGUUGUUAGGAAAGAAGCAAACUUUUGCAAAUGCCACAGAAUUCAGAAAGGCAGUAUAUAAGUUUAGUAUUGCAGAAAACUUCGAGUACAAAUAUGUCAAAAAUUGUGAGGAAUGUGUGCAUGUGAAAUGCAAAGUUGAAGGUUGUCCUUGGCGGAUAAUAGCAAGAGUAGCUGCGAAGAGAAGUCCUUUCCUCGUUGUAACUCGACUGAGUAAUGAACAUGUGCAUAAUGCCCAAGAGAUGAUGCAAGUUACACAUGGUGGAAGAGCAGCCUUGACAUCAUCAAUUAUCAUUGAGGAGGUAAGGGAUCACACUGAAAAGCGUCCAAAUGAAAUAAGGAGGACCUUGGCAAGGGAUUAUGGUGUGAAGUUGACAUAUAAGCAAGCAUAUAGGGCUAAGGAAAAAGCAUUAGAGGAAAUACAAGGGAGGCCUGAACAGUCAUACAUGUUGAUACCAUGGAUAUGUCAACGAUUGAAGGAAACCGAUGAGAAGACGGUAGCUGAAUGGGUAGCAACUGUUAACAAUAUAUUUGAGCGUGUUUUCAUAGCAUAUGGUUGUUGCAUAGAGGGUUUUUUGUCUGGGGCAAGACAUAUACUGUACAUAGAUGGAACACAUUUGAGUGGACCAUAUAGGGGAACACUGCUAUCAGCCUCAGCAUAUGACGCGGACAAUGAAUUGUUACCAUUCGCGUAUGCUAUUGUGAAAGGAGAGACUUAUGAGGAGUGGGCAUGGUUCUUAAACAUGAUAAAACAGAUAGUUGGUGCAAUCCAAUUAAUUAUUGUGUCAGAUCGUCACAAUGCAAUAAUAGGAGCUGUUGGAGCAAUAUUUGGAGGUGACCGUCAUGCAUACUGUUAUAGACACGUGAAGGAAAAUUUCAGCUCUGAAAUGAAUAAAUUAUACAGAGGUAGGAGGAGAACUAGUGGUAUUAGUAAGGAAGUUGGAUUAAAGUUGCUUGAUGACAUUGCAUAUGCAAGGGUUAACGUUGAGUUUGAUAAGGCAAUGACAAGGAUGGGAAAUUUCAGUCCUCAGUUACUUCAGUGGCUUAACAAUCAUGGUGAUAUUCAUAAGUGGGCAAUGAGCAAGUUUGCAUAUAAACGGUGGGAUAACAUAACAACGAACAUUGCUGAGUCAUUCAAUGCUUGGAUUGUAAAGGAAAGGCAGCAUAAUGUUGCCCAACUUAUUCAUGAACAUCGUGAGAAGGUUGCAAGGAAGAUGUUCGCAGCAAGUGUGGCAAUGAGGAACUGGAGAAAUGGUGUGGGUCCAAACAUUGAUGGAAAAGUGAUGGAAAAUGUGGCUAGAUCGAUUCAUAUGCAUGGUGAACCUUAUGGAGGUGGUAGGGUCUGUGUACAUACUUCGCGUGGAGCCUUAUAUGUCAAUGUUCAGUCACAUGAAUGCACUUGUGCUGCAUGGCAAAUGACAGGGAUUCCGUGUCCACACGCUUGUGCUGCAAUAAGGGUGGUUCAUGCAAAUGUGUAUGAUUUUGUGGAGGACUGUUAUAAAAUAACAUCCCAAGAGAAGAUUUAUGGGAACACCAUGAUUCCAGUAGUGACAAUUGACAGGCCUAAUCCUAAUGAUUAUAUGCUGCAAAAUAUGGGAAACCAAGUGUGGCUAUACCCACCUACAACUAGUAGACCUUCGGGAAGGCCAAGAAUUAGGAGGCGGGAAUCCCAAUUCCAAAACAGGAAGAUUUACCACUGUGGACAGUGUCAUGAACCUGGGCAUAGUAAAAGAACAUGCAGAAAUCCAAACCCAAGUUAA
Molecule: messenger RNA, 1896 nt
Organism: Neltuma alba
Lineage: Eukaryota; Viridiplantae; Streptophyta; Magnoliopsida; Fabales; Fabaceae
Exons: 1
Coding region: 1-1896 (631 amino acids)
Molecular function (GO): zinc ion binding
Source: RefSeq, a predicted model, not a curated record